UGACGAUGACGAUCAGAUCGGAGAAGAUGAAUGGAGGAAAGGAAUGUAAUCUAGAGCUGCUGUCAUGAUAACGUCUAACUCAUAACGAAGUCGCUGAACGCAAGAGCACUCCGUACUCGAGAUAAUGAAGGAGUGAUGAGAAGGAAGAAUGACGGGGAGAGGGAGAGCGAGGAAGCUGAGAGAAGAGAAAAGCAGCAUCGAUGAACAAAGAAUGGAUCGUCUACGUGGGAUAGCUGCCCGGUUCGCAGAUCCGAUAAUUGUUCGUGCCUGUAUCAGGGGUAGAAGUGGUCCAGGUCUCCGUAAUCCAUCAAGACAAGAUGGGGCUGAGCCGGCGGACGGGAGGGGACCAGUGAAAAGAAAUUGCGAGCUAGAUGCGCAUUGCGCCGGUCACGCUCGAUUCAUGGGACGAGGAGUUGACGGCUUAGGGCCAUGGACCAACCGACCGCGCGCACCAGUCAGAAGCCGAGUAUUCGCGCGGAAUGGAGCACACGAACACCUAUGAAAUUAGCGCGGAGAGGAUGAACGUGCCCUUGCACCUAUCGGGUAGUUGAUCGUCCACCAACAGCGAACCACGACCUG
Molecule: messenger RNA, 579 nt
Organism: Aspergillus piperis CBS 112811
Lineage: Eukaryota; Fungi; Ascomycota; Eurotiomycetes; Eurotiales; Aspergillaceae
Exons: 2
Coding region: 149-502 (117 amino acids)
Source: RefSeq, a predicted model, not a curated record